Molecule: messenger RNA, 2383 nt
Organism: Nicrophorus vespilloides
Lineage: Eukaryota; Metazoa; Arthropoda; Insecta; Coleoptera; Silphidae
Product: cytochrome P450 4d2-like
Exons: 7
Coding region: 482-1996 (504 amino acids)
Molecular function (GO): monooxygenase activity; oxidoreductase activity, acting on paired donors, with incorporation or reduction of molecular oxygen; heme binding
Source: RefSeq, a predicted model, not a curated record
AUCACUGUUUUCCACCCAGCCAACGCGAUCAACGCUAUUCCAUUCCGUUUCUGCUUCUCUCUACACAAUUAUCAACCAUUACAAACAAAAAUAUUUCGCAAAAAAUUAACAACAAAUUAUAAUGCUAGUUGAUGAAGACAAAAAAAUGCAAGUAGAACGAGUAUUAAUGAACUUCGAUGUGAACUUUCAUCUUUUGUAAGAUAAAUAAACGCGAAGAGGAGAAGAGAGGAAGAAUUAAUAAUAUAUAUAUUGCAUAUGAGCAGAGAGGAUCAUCACUCCAAUUAUUGUGGCUGUGCGUGUGCGGCAACAAUAACAGCAGCGGAAAUCCUUGAGUCGAUGGGCGGUCAGUUGGUAAUCCGAAAAAGGGGACAAGAGUUUCUGUUUGUCUGACUGUGUCUCUUGAUACGUUCGCAAACUACGCGCUAAAGAACGUCUCGUCUACUGCUUUAGUUGGUGAUCAUCGUGGUGCAGAGAACGAGAAAUGCUGUGGAUGUUCGCGACUUCUGCGCUGGCAGGAAUCCUCCUGCUGGUGACCAUCCUGUGGACGGGCAGAUUCCUGUACUUCUACAGACACCUGAGGACGAUCGAAUCGCCGGUGCCCUUAUGGCCAAUCGUCGGUAACGCGCCGUACUUCAAAGGCGGACCCACAGAAAUACUGCGUCUGGUGAUGGGACUUCUGCGCGGGUACAACUUGAAGAGUUUCCGUAUGACGAUCGGGUUCAAAUGCGUCUACCUGACCACCGAGUACGAUCUGAUCAAGAGCGUUCUGACCUCGCACGACACCCUGCACAAAUCGGACGGUUACAAGUUUCUGCGCUCGUGGCUCGGACACGGAUUGCUCAUCGCCGAGGGGGAGAGAUGGCGGAAGAAUCGCAAGAUGCUGACGCCAACGUUCCACUUCCAAAUCUUGGAACAGUUCACCGAUGUUUAUCAGUCGAUGGGAGACAUCCUCGUCAGCAGAUUGCGCAACGAGGUCGGCGCACCGGAUGUUGAAAUCUCCAAGUUGUUGUCACUCUACACAUUGGACGUGAUUUGCGAGACGGCGAUGGGAUGCUCGGUGAACGCUCAGUCAGAAGUCCACAACGAGUACGUCAAGUGCGUGGAGAUGAUGUGCGGAUUGAUACAGGAGAGAUCGUUCAACCCGUUCUUCCAGUUGGACUUUAUCUACAGAAAAUCGCAACUCUAUCAGCGCGAGUUAAAAGCCCUGAAGACUCUGCACGGAUUCACCGAAUCGGUGAUCAGAACACGACGCGAAGAACUUCUAGCGCGUUCGUCCUGCGAGCAACAGAACUUCGAAGGUAAACGGAAGCUGGCGCUGCUGGAUUUGCUGCUGGAAGCCACCGUCGAUGGACAACCUUUGAGCGACACCAUGAUUCGCGAGGAAGUCGACACGUUCAUGUUCGCCGGACACGAUACGACUUCAGCCGCGCUCUCCUUCGUCGUGCACAUGCUGGCGACGCACCAGGACGCGCAGGACAAAGCUUACGAGGAGCAAGUCUCCAUAUUCGGAGACGACGUUGACGGCAUGUCCACGCUGAAGAUCAUAAACGAGAUGAAAUAUUUAGAAUUAGUCAUCAAGGAAAGCUUAAGACUGUAUCCUUCAGUUCCACUGUACUUGAGGAAACUUCAAAAGGGAUUCAACCACAAUGGCAUUCACAUACCGAAAGGAACGACGCUCGGACUGUUCGCGUACGGCAUCCAGAGGGAUCCCGAUUAUUUCCCGGAUCCCGACAAAUUCGACCCGCAACGAUUCGCGGCAGGAAACGACGAGAAACACAAACAGUUUCCGUACUGUUACGUUCCGUUCAGCGCUGGACCCAGAAAUUGCAUAGGACAAAAAUUCGCGAUGGCCGAGAUGAAGUCGACACUUUCGAAGAUCCUGAGAAACUUCAAGAUUUUACCGACGGUGCCCGCGCACGACGUCCAACUUUGCGCCAACACGAUUUUGACAUCGAAGAAUGGAGUUCGCGUCCGAUUGGCGGAGAGGAGGAAUUGACCGAAUCGACAGAUGAGAUCAAGAUUACUUUAAGCUAUUCAUUUUUUUUCAAUUAACCAUGGUUACGUAUCAAAACAACAACAAGGAGGAGAGAGGGGUUUGGUUACAUUCAUUGGCAAACUCGUCACGAUCGUGGCGGAGACAAAGCGAGAGUUUCGCAAACGUGACACUCAUCAGCAACACGAAAAGAGAGAGAAGAAAAAAAAAGGCCUGCAGUUUUAUGUCAACGCAAUCUCGAUCUUUUUUUUUAUUAUUAUUAUACAACGAUCCACACUUGAUUUAUGCGAAGCCGUCCGCGCAAUAUAUCAUUUCACGAAAACGAGAAUAAUUAAGAGAUUUCAAUCUCGUCGCAGCGAUUCAAAUUAAGUUUAAACCAACAAACAAGAG